UUCAAAUUUUCUCUUCCUCUCUUCACUUUUCCUCUUCUAUUUCGUCAUAAAGGCUUCUCCUAUCUUCCAUUGUCUCCCAUCCUCCAUUGUCUCAUUCAUCUUCACAAGAUUAAUUGGACACCAUACACGUCCCACAUUAUGGCAUUGCUUCAACAUCAAUGUCAUAACGGUCAAGCGAUGUGGACAUAUGUGGGUCCUAUGAUUUGCUUUCAUCUCGUUGAGAAGCAUCAAGCAGAUCGUGUAUUGCGACAGUUCCAUAUGCUACAAAUGCCACCAGAGUUUUGCUCCACAGAUCAGGGCCUACACCAAAUUGAUUUAAGAGGCAAGCACGAUCAAGAUUGGAGUAGGAUUCAUGCAGAGCAUAUAGCAAUGUGGCAUUCACGAAAUAAUUUUUGUGCCGAAGCAGAAGCAACACAGAAGCCGACAGUAUCAGAUAACUACUUUUCAUGGUACACGUCGAUUACCCGACGCUUCAUGACACCUGAUGGCGCUUACUGUUAUCGCAUGAAUAAUUUUGUUGAAGACGUACGUCGAGUCUCCAUGGAAAACAAUUUUGAAAUUUUUAGUCCAAUGUGUGACGAAGUCAUGGGAAAUAUAGACAGUCUUGUUCAGCGGACUCGACGUUUAAAUGUUGCUGACACAGAUCGUAGACGCAUUCGACGGCGACGACGACAACAAGGCGAUGAUGUCGUAGAGGGAGAUGGGGAAGCUUCUUAAGUUGUAUAAUUUAAGUGUUUUUAAAUUUUGCUAGAACUUAUUCAAGUUGUAUAAAUAAAAAGUUGAACUUUUCUAAAUUAAUUAUAAAUUAGAAGUUGCUAAUA
Molecule: messenger RNA, 821 nt
Organism: Cucumis sativus (cucumber)
Lineage: Eukaryota; Viridiplantae; Streptophyta; Magnoliopsida; Cucurbitales; Cucurbitaceae
Product: serine/threonine-protein phosphatase 7 long form homolog
Exons: 4
Coding region: 139-717 (192 amino acids)
Source: RefSeq, a predicted model, not a curated record